Trichomonas vaginalis G3 is the source of this 1189-nucleotide messenger RNA. Its product is annotated as protein of unknown function, DUF4106 family. The record is from RefSeq and is a predicted model, not a curated record. The transcript has a single exon. NCBI's taxonomy places the organism in Eukaryota, Parabasalia, Trichomonadida, Trichomonadidae. The annotation marks the transcript as partial.
AUGCCACGUAAGCUACGUAAGAAUAUACGUAAGAGGAAGGGAGCAUUGAAACAUCCAAUAGUAAAACUGACACCACAACAACAGUUGCAACAACAAAUUAUGAAUGACCCCACUAUGUUGCAACAAAUGUCAAGCAACCCUAUGCUUUUAAACCGAGUUAUUGGUGCACAGAGUGGAGGUUUAAGAGCGGCACUUUUAGCGAAAAUGGCAGGCUAUGGUGGAGCUGCAGACGGAACAGCUUAUAACCCUCAAAGUCAAAUGAAUUUGAGUUCACUCAAAAAUCAAAUAACAGAUGUCAAAAAGUCAAACAUAGACAUACAGAAACAAAUAAGUGAAAACGAAAAGAAACUAGAAUAUGACAGACACACAAAGAAACUCAAUGAGUUAAACGUAGAGAAAAAGAAGAAAGAAGAACAACUGAAAGAACUAAGUACAGAGGAAUACGCGAAAAAAGUGUCAGAAAAAGCAGCAGAAGUAGCAAAAAUGGAACAAGAUGUUAUAAAUUUGAAAAACCAUACUACUCAAUAUAAAGUACUGAAAGAUGAAGAGAUAAAACAAAAAGCCCUGAAGACAUAUAUGGAUAGCGAUGAGUAUAAAAAAGAAGUUGAAGCAAAUGUAAAGGCAGAAAAACUUUUACAGUUGCAAAACCAAACCGUACAGUAUGAAAACUUAGCACAAGAAAGUAAAAAUAACGACACAGCCAUGCAAAAGGCAAUGAAAAGCGCAGAAUAUAUAAAAGCUAAUAAUGACUGGUUAGAUGCCCAAGCCAACGCUAAAGCAGCCCAACUUAUAGGGUCAAUAAGGACAAAAAUACAAGCGGAUGAAGACAGUUCAAAUGAAGCUUUAAUGAAUGCUGACUUUAAGAAUGCCUUCGAAGCUCUUCAUAGUAAGGUGAAACUAGUGAACGACUUCUCAUCUGGAAAGAAACUGAAGUCUGAAGGUUUCGACAAAGAGUUAAGAGAAGUAGCACAAAAUAUGACGAAAAUAACAGAUGCAGCAACGAGACAGGCAGUUCAAAGUGCCUAUGACGCCGUUAGAGCAACUGUUGUGGAAAGUCAAGAAAAAGAGUUACAACAGACCAAAACAGACCUAGUAAAUGCUUUCUUAAAAACGAAAAGUCAGGUAGGACAUUAUGCUGCAGAUGGAACAUAUGUGCCAGCUGGUGGAACUUAUAUACCAGUUGGUGGAA